AUUUUUAAUUAAUUCCAUGUGAAAAAGGUGAGAACAUGUGAGGUAAUGUGAUUUUGUUUUGUCACAUCUUUCUUCUGUCUUUCUUCUUUUUUAAUUAAGUGCAACUCAUUUGACAUUAGCACCGAAUUUGUAUUUUGUAUUUAAAUACUUUUAUUACCCUUGUGUACCAAUAUGUUUCUCCUCAUACUGUAUAAUCUGUAUUUCCUCACUGAGCUGUAAUAUCACGCCCUAACCACCAGGUGUCCUCCUUGUGACGGCAGAGGAUUAAAGUACCAGGUUGUAACAGGUGACAAUUCAUACAGAGGGUAACAGCCUCUUUAUGAACUGACUGAAUCAGUUGUGAAGUGAACUCUAAACACUUGUCAAAGUGAACUACAGAUCCACAUCUGACUGUGCAGCUUCUGCACUGAAGAGCCACUGAAACUUGUUGCCUAAAACUUUUCACAAAUGAAUAUUUAUUAUUAAUCAAAUUUACUGUGCAAUAAAUCUGGAUCAAACAAGAUUUAUGGACCAAACUAUGCAGUUUGCAACAUUAUGAAAUUAUGUAGUUAAUAUGGAGAUGAAUGACAUGUUUUUUCUUGACUUGAAAAUGUCCUUUCUUUCAUUUUCUGGCAGCCCGUUUGUGAUAUCAGCUGAUAAAUUAGUCACAUAAUUAUUUCUAAUUUUGAGUAACUGGUUGGACAGCCGUUUGGAGAAAUUGAAUACUGCUGAAUGAGCAACUUGUUUGUGAUGUUUUCAGUGUACUGCUCCUUUUCCUGAGAUACACAACUCCACAUAUGGUCGCCGUGUCUCCGCCCAGUUACCCCAGACUCCCGCUGUUGUUUCUCCGCCCAGUGCGUGAGUGUGGACUGGGAGAUAACAGUGGAAACUGGGCAGGGUCUUGCCUGCACAUGAAAGCAGCUUCGACGCGUGCACGGUCCAGUUUAUCUCUAGAGAACAUGACGAGCCUUUGCGCAGCUGCGAGACUUUUAACUGCGCUCAACUUCGACUCGGUGUGACAUCGGUGAUUCCUGUGGGCGUUGCUGCGCAGACACACCGGCGUUGUUGUAAGCUACAACUUUGGGAAGUGUGUGGAUUUGUUGUGAGAGCUGAGAAGGAAUGCGCGGAUUUGGUGGCUUUUCCUCUUGUUGUUUCUCUCCUCGGAACCGCGUCGUGACUCCAGCCAAUCUGCAGUGUCCAUCUGCUUUGUCGAGUGUUUUUGUGAGCGUGCAAUCGUCAGCGAACAUGCAGCACGAUGUGGAGCUGCACCCCUGCCUCUAACAGACUGUUUACCUGUGUUGAAACGGAGCAAGGUCGCACGUCUUGCCUGUGCAGAGGCUCCAUGGGAAACCGCCGCGCGUAACGCCGGCUCUCCAUGGAGGACUGGUGGAGAAGCCGCUCAUCACAAUCCACACUUUAACACAGUAAGUGACACUUGAAACAAGAUGAGUCAAGACCAGGACGGGAUAUCCUUACCGGUGCCUUGCUUUAGCGCUUGUCCCGGCAUAGAGAGCCUCCGCGGUGAGAGCACCAGCAGCAGUAGCGGUGGGGGAGGUGGCGGUGCCUCCGGGAUCCCCGCAGCGGGGAGUUUCUGGCAGGACUCGGUGAUCGGAAGCGGGGUGCUCAGCCCCACCGCAGGAAGCUGCCCGAUGGACGGCGGAGGCUUGCUGUCCACAGGGAAGUCGUGCAAAAACAGGCCGGUGACGGUGGCCUAUGUGGUGAACGGAGAGGCGAGCCAGCAGAAUAACGCGGAGAGCAUGGCUCUGCAGUGUCUGAAGGACGCCUGCGACACGGUGGGCAGCAAGCUGGAGACCGUGAACUUCAGUAAACUGGACUUUGGGGAGACCACGGUGCUGGACCGCUUCUACAACGCAGACCUGGCUGUGGUGGAGAUGACGGACGCCUUCCGCCAGCCCUCGCUCUUCUACCACCUGGGAGUCAGAGAGAGCUUCAGCAUGGCCAACAACAUCAUCCUGUACUGCGACACUAACUCCGAAUCCCUCCAGUCCCUGCAGGAGAUAAUUUGCCAGAAGAACACUACAUGCUCAGCCAACUACACCUUUAUCCCGUACAUGGUGACGCCCCACAACAAGGUGUAUUGCUGUGAGAGCAGCCUGAUGAAGGGCCUGACCGAGCUGAUGCAGCCCAGCUUCGAGAUGCUGCUGGGACCCAUCUGCAUGCCCCUGCUGGACCGCUUCAUCCAGCUUCUCAAAGUGUCGCAGGCCAACUCCCAUCAGUAUUUCCGUGAGACGAUUCUGAACGAGAUCCGGAAAGCUCGUGAGCUGUACACUGGCAUGGAGCUGGCUGCCGAGCUCAACCGAAUCCAACAGAGGCUGGACAACGUGGAGUGCCUCUCAGUCGACAUCGUCAUCAACCUGCUGCUGACGUACAGGGACAUCCAGGAUUAUGAGUCCAUCGUGAAGCUGGUGGAGACCCUGGAGAAGCUUCCGACCUUUGACCCCGUGGCUCAUCCGCAUGUGAAGUUCCACUACGCCUUUGCACUGAAUCGGAGGAACCUGCCAGGUGACAGACAGAAAGCCCUGGACAUCAUGCUGCCCCUGGUGCAGGACGAGGAGCAGGUAGCCUCGGACAUCUACUGCCUGGUGGGGCGGAUCUACAAGGACAUGUUCCUGGAGUCUCACUUCACUGACACACAGAGCAGAGACAACGGCACACUCUGGUUUAAAAAAGGGUUUGAGUCAGAGCCAACACUACACUCUGGUAUCAACUAUGCCGUUCUGCUCCUGGCAGCCGGACACCAGUUUGACACGUCUUUCGAGCUUCGCAAAGUGGGAGUGAAGCUAAGCAGCCUGCUGGGUAAAAAAGGCAGCCUAGACAAGCUGCAGAGCUACUGGGAUGUGGGCUUCUUCCUGGGCGCCAGCAUCCUGGCCUGCGACAACACCAGGGUCAUCCGGGCCUCGGAGAAACUCUUCAAACUCAAAGCCCCCAUCUGGUAUCUGCGCUCGCUUGUGGAGACCAUCUUGAUAUAUCAGCACUUCAAAAAGCCUGGUAUGGAGCAGCCGGCCCCCAAACAGGAGCUGGUGGAUUUCUGGAUGGACUUUCUGGUGGAGGCAACCAAGAAGGAUGUCUCCUCUGUCCGAUUUCCUGUGCUGAUACUGGAGCCCACCAAGGUGUACCAGCCUUCAUAUUUGUCCAUAAACAAAGACGUGGACGACAACACGGUGUCUAUCUGGCAUGUUGCUCCUGAUGACAAGCACAAAGGGAUUCAUGAGUGGAACUUCAGCGCUACAUCAGUACGAGGUGUCAGCAUCUCCAAGUUCGACGAGCGCAGCGCCUUCCUCUACGUCCUCCACAAUGCAGAAGACUUCCAGAUCUAUUUCUGCACAGAGAUGCACUGUAAAAGAUUCUGCGAUCUGGUCAACAGCAUAACAGAGGAGACCUGGAAAGGUCCGGAGGAGGGAGACUGUGACAAUGACGCCUUAGAGUACGACUAUGAGUACGACGAGCACGGAGAGAGGGUGGUUCUGGGAAAAGGCACGUUUGGAGUGGUGUACGCGGGCCGAGACCUCAGCAACCAGGUCCGACUGGCCAUCAAAGAAAUACCAGAGAGAGACAGCAGGUACUCUCAGCCGCUCCACGAGGAGAUCGCUCUUCACAAGCACUUAAAACACAAGAACAUCGUCCAGUACCUCGGCUCCAUCAGCGAGAACGGCUUCAUCAAGAUCUUCAUGGAGCAGGUCCCUGGAGGGAGUCUGUCGGCACUGCUGAGGUCUAAGUGGGGCCCCCUGAAAAACAACGAGUCCACCAUCGGCUUCUACACGCGACAGAUCCUGGAGGGGCUCAAAUACCUGCACGACAACCAGAUAGCACACAGAGACAUCAAGGGUGAUAAUGUUCUCAUCAACACCUACAGCGGUGUCCUGAAGAUUUCAGAUUUUGGCACAUCCAAGAGAUUGGCUGGGAUCAACCCCUGCACGGAGACCUUCACAGGCACACUACAGUACAUGGCUCCUGAAAUUAUAGACAAAGGUCCUCGGGGAUACGGUAAACCAGCGGACAUCUGGUCUCUCGGAUGCACCAUCAUAGAAAUGGCAACUGGGAAACCACCUUUCUAUGAACUGGGAGAACCACAGGCUGCCAUGUUCAAGGUGGGCAUGUUUAAGAUCCACCCAGAGAUCCCGGAGUCCAUGUCGCUGGAGGCCAAAGCGUUCAUCCUGCGCUGCUUUGAACCCGACCCGGACCGUCGUGCCACUGCCUUCGACCUGCUCACCGACGAGUUCCUCACAGUCACCAGCCGCAAGAAGAAGAGCAAGAGCAGCUUCACAGCUCUGUCUCCAGGGUCAGAGUACCUCCGCAGCAUCUCUCUGCCGGUGCCCGUGGUGGUGGAGGACACCAGCAGCAGCAGUGAGUACGGCUCCGUCUCCCCUGACAACGACCUCAACACCAACCCCUUCAUCUUCAAGCCCAGCGUCAAGUGCUACAGCGAGAGAGAUGUCAAGGGGCCCAGGUCGCUCUUCCUCAGUAUUCCUGUGGAGAACUUCGAGGACCACAGUGCCCCUCCAUCUCCUGAUGAGAAGGAUUCAGGGUUCUUUAUGCUUCGGAAGGACAGCGAGAGGCGAGCCACCCUGCACCACAUCCUCACAGAGGACCGGGACAAGGUGGUGGCCAACCUGAUGGAGGCCCUCACACAGGGCUCUGAGGAAAUGAAGCUGAAGCCUCAGCUCAUCUCCACCCUCGUGGUCAGUCUGGCUGACUUUGUGCGCAUGGCCGACAGGAAGAUCAUCGCCAACACGCUGAGUCAACUCAAGCUGGAGCUGGACUUCGACAGCAGCGCCAUCAGUCAGCUGCAGGUCGUGCUGUUUGGCUUCCAGGACGCUGUAAACAAAGUGCUGCGAAACCACAACAUCAAGCCUCACUGGAUGUUUGCUCUGGACAACAUCAUCCGCAAAGCUGUGCAGACCGCCAUCACAAUCCUGGUGCCAGAGCUGCGGCCUCACUUCAGUCUGGCCUCAGAAAGUGACCCGGCCGAUCAGGAGGACGUCGACGACGACACUGAGCCGGAGGGAAACUCCGCCCACCAGAGCCGGGCUCCUCCCAUCGCCGCCCACGACGACACCGUGGCCACGUCGGGAGUCAGCACGCUCAGCUCCACCGUCUCACACGAGUCCCACAAUGCACAGCGCUCUGUGAGCAUGGAGCUGGGCAGGAUGAAGCUGGAGACCAACAGGCUGCUGGAACAGCUGCUGGAGAAGGAGAGAGAGUAUCAGGCCAUCCUGCAACUAGUGCUGGAAGAGAGAGAGCAGGAGAUCAGACUACUGAGGCUGCGAUCUGAGCCCGCAGACGUCCCCACGUCACCCACGGAGGGAGGGACGAGUCAGACUCCAGACAGACAUGAAGACUCGGAGCUGACCAGCUGGCUGAGGCUUUACGGUGCUGACCAGGACUCCAUAGAAAGAAUACUGAAUGAGGAGUAUACGUUGAACGACAUCCUCCAUGAUGUAACAAGAGACGAUCUGAAGAGUUUAAGACUGAGAGGUGGGAUCCUGUGUAAACUAUGGAAGGCCAUCACAGACUACAGGCAGAAGCCAACCUGAGGCCUUAAGUGGCGACAACCACUCAGAGAAGCCAGGACCUUUGUCCCAUUAACUCAGUAUUCUCCUCUUUACCUCAGAAUUUAUAAGAGCAAGACUUUUAGGAGAAGAACCUGUGUUCACCAUGUGUGCAGAGCAGCUGUCAAUUCAUACAACAAAACUCCCUGACCGUUGUUCUUGUAGUGUUUUAUAAUUAUGAAACAAGGAUUUUGGAUAUGAGGUCAUUGUGAAAGCAACAAUUACUAAGAAGUGCCACUAGUUUUGUUAUGCCUGAUGGACAUGGCGCUGCGUUUUUGUUACAGGUGCGUUUGAAAAUGAUAAUUUUGGUGGAAAAUCUAUCAUUCAAACCUUGAAAACUGUCAAAACAUUUUUCUCCCGUCUUUACGAGAUGUCACGUUUACAAAGCUGGAGACUGACUUUUUUCUAAUAUAAGCCUGAGAUACAAAAUACUACAUUCGAAUUCAUCUGUACUAAUAUUUUUAUCAUAGGCAUCUAGUCACUACUUUAUUUAAAUUGAUUUUUAAUUUAAUUGUUAUGGUAAUCUGAAGGAUGUCAAUGCAUGCCCUCUUUAAUUUCUUUUUUUUUCUUUUUUUUUUAUCAGUACUGAGACUUAUUUGAAUUGUGGAUGUUUUUUUUUUCACAUUUCCUUUUUUGAUAGGAAUCUACAUUUUUAUUUUUCACAAACAUGUAAAUAUUGUGUUAUAAAAUUAUAUGUGAACAACAUUUAUGUACUUUAAAAAUAUAUUGUUAAACAUUGUCAAAUCUCCAUGUGGACUGGAGCGAGUCUAUGAUGAACAUGUGAAACAUAAAUUGGAUAUUAUUGUAUCUCGUAGUGUCAAAAAUCAAAGGAGAUAAUAUUCAGUUAGUAAUUGAUAUUACAUUGGAUCAUUUGCUCUGUUUUUGUUCUUGUACACUGACAAAAUUGUGUUUAUCUUGCUUGUGUAGAUAUCAAUCACAUGUAUGUUGUUAUGAAAUAUCAAAUGCUAAACAAAUUUCACAUGGAAGAGCCUUGACUUUUUUUUAAAUUAUUUUAAAACAUGAUGUCAGAAACCGGGGGAAACUAAUCAUGAGCAGUGUGUCUGUUUUGUUUCAUAUCUAUAAUGAUUCAAGAUUUUUGUGUCAUAUUGUUAAAUAAAACUUUUCAUCUUGAAACUGUGAAACAAA
Messenger RNA from Seriola aureovittata, 6695 nucleotides. RefSeq names its product mitogen-activated protein kinase kinase kinase 5 (gene map3k5). Gene Ontology annotation, biological process: cellular response to stress; MAPK cascade; protein phosphorylation. The coding region runs from base 1425 to 5534 and encodes 1369 amino acids. The record is from RefSeq and is a predicted model, not a curated record. NCBI's taxonomy places the organism in Eukaryota, Metazoa, Chordata, Actinopteri, Carangiformes, Carangidae. Gene Ontology annotation, molecular function: ATP binding; MAP kinase kinase kinase activity. The transcript is spliced from 30 exons.